AUGAGGCCCCCCGCAGACGUCAAGAGACGAUCAGAUCUAUCCACAAUUGGUUUUGAUACAGGCGUUAUGCAGCUCGACAGCGGCCAGCGGCCGCCCACGGCGGCGGCGGCGGCGGCUGCGGCUGCCGCGGUGGUGUCGCCGCGGCGCUGGGGUCUUGCCGCCGUCGGCGCCGCCAGCCGGAAUGGUGGUUUCGGAGUAACGAUGCUGGUCGUUCUCCUAGCGCUGUCCGCGGGCUUCGCGACGUCGACGCGGCGUCUCGCCGCCGGCAGCGCCAGCGAUGGCGGCGGCGAAGCCGCCGCCACCGACGUGGCUUCGCCGAACCGACUGUCGCGGCAUUCCGCGACGGGUUCUGGCAGCAUGCUGGAGGCCCAGGUGGGGGGUACUGCAACCAGCCGUACAGUUGCUCAGUGUCCAGCGGUGGCGUUGUUCGACGGCGCUGCCACCGCCGCCGUCGUCGCGGUGGGGUCCACUAGCCCCGCCGCCGAUGGCGGCGGGGGGGCCCAAGGCGUCGUGGCGGCGGCGGCGCCGCCCCCACCGCUGCCACCGCCUUCGGCGGCGGCUACGAGUGGUGGUGCUGGUGGUACCGGUGGCGGGGCGAGCUGGUGCAGCUGCACGCCGGGUUGGGCCGGCGCUGCUUGCUCUCGUUGUCAAGUGGGAUGGCCGUGGGCGUGCGCUUCGCUGAUGCCAAGCGAUCCCAAAGCCACCUGUGUUUCGUCACUCACCUUCACCAACCGUACGCUGUACAAGAUCGCCAGCUGUACCGUGGACCCCGCCAUGCAAAGAUUCGUACUGUCGCUGGAGUCCUACUGCAGUACCGUCCCAGUUUCACCGCUGAUACCGGCGUACGACAAGCUCAUCCGCCAGCUGAACGUCACUGGCUUCGACAUGAGCAAUUACACUGGCGCUGCCGCCGCCACCGCGGCCGAUCCCAACGGAACCCGGAAUGCAGCCAAUUCGUCGGAUGCUAGCGGCGGCGGCGGCGGCGGCGGCGCUGCUGGCAGUCAGAACUCCACAGUCGUUUCUACGCCGUACUGUUUGGUGGCCCUGCGCGGCGGCAAGUACGUCAAGGAUGAAGUUCUUCAAUGUGUGGGCACUGGGUGCCGGUUUACGGAGGGCAGCCAGUCGUACACCUGCUCCGGCACAAUGCGCUGCGGUUGCCCGCCGAACGACGCCUUCGCCGCGUCCGCCGGCGCGCCCGCUAGCCUGUCGUACUGCGGCGAGAGGCUCCGAAACCUGGUUACUGGUAUGGGGGGAUCCUUCGGACUGGACUGUACGGGCCCGGUCAACGGCAGCGGGGCGUGCAAGCUGGAAAUCGACGGGCUGCCGUUCCCGCUGCCGCUGACGUGCAGCCCGAAUGAGUGCCGUACAGCGGCGGCAGCGGCGGUGGUGGCGGCGGCGCUGAGCCGCGGCGGGACGCCGCCGCCGCCGCCGGUCCAGAACUGGGUGCCGCUGGUUGCCGCUCUACCUCUCGCUGUGGUGGUGCUCCUGGCGGUGGCGAUGGCUGUGGGCCUACUGUCGUACAGAAGACACUUCGCGGCUGUGUGGGAUCGUUACGACAUGUACGGGCGAAGGAAAAGCAGCAGCGGCGAUAAUCAUGGUGAUGAGUCUGGAGCGCUCCUUGGCGGCGGCGACGGCGACGGCGGCGACGAUGGUGGUGGCGGCGGUGACGGGGGCGGCGGGGGCGGCGGCGACGAGCCGCCGUCGCACACCGCGGAAGCGCUACAGCCGCUGUCGAGGGCGCCGUCGCCAGCGCCGACGGGACUGCCGGCGGUGGCGACGGCGGCGGCGGCCGGGACCGCCACCAGAGGCGCGUUCACGGACGACGGCUCGACACGGCGGCGGCAGUGGCGGCCGAUCCUUAGUGGAGUAUCUGGAUUCGCCCUGGAGGGCGAGGUGUUGGGCGUGGUGGGCCCCAGCGGCAGCGGCAAGUCCACUUUGCUUAGCGUCCUGUCCAGUUCCUUUGCGGAGCUGCCCUCGACGGCUCGUGUGACAGGCGCCAUGUCGCUGGGCGGCGAGCACCGACCCGUGGGUCUGCGCCGCGUAACUGGCCUGGUGCCGCAAUCUGACGUACUGCCGCCCUCAUUGACGGUUUCGGAGUGUGUGGGCUAUUCGGCGGCUCUGAGAUUGACAGCGGGCACCCCCCCGCACAAGGUCAAGCCACCACAGCCACUACACUACAGCCACUACAGCCACUCUGUUUUCAUUCUUCAAAUCGUUAGCAACGAAUUAAACAUCCCAGCCUUGUAUGUAUGUAAGUGCGACCACAUGUCGCUGGUGACUAUUUGGAGCUCGCUUAGUGUUGUUCCCACCAUCGUGUACGACCAUCAUCGUCAUUUCGCGAAUCGCGCGGCUCAGAACAUCUUCAACACACGCAAAUACACAUUUUAUGUUUAA
Molecule: messenger RNA, 2394 nt
Organism: Volvox carteri f. nagariensis
Lineage: Eukaryota; Viridiplantae; Chlorophyta; Chlorophyceae; Chlamydomonadales; Volvocaceae
Exons: 11
Coding region: 1-2394 (797 amino acids)
Molecular function (GO): ATP hydrolysis activity; ATP binding
Source: RefSeq, a predicted model, not a curated record